This is a messenger RNA of Sphenostylis stenocarpa, 1377 nucleotides long. The record is from the annotation of a GenBank genome assembly. Lineage: Eukaryota; Viridiplantae; Streptophyta; Magnoliopsida; Fabales; Fabaceae.
AUGGAAACAAUACAUGAUGAGGAAGAGUCCCUUGGUUUCAUCUAUGAUGUUUUCCUCAGCUUUAGAGACGAAGAUACAAGUAGUCACACAUUUAUAAAACAUCUUUGUAAAGAGUUGCUCAGGAAGGGUAUAUACACUUACUUCGAUGAUAAGCAUGUCAGGGUAACCAAUCCCAUUGAAGAAUCUAAGAUUUUAAUCAUUGUGUUUUCUGAGCAUUAUGCAUCUUCCACAAGGUGUCUGGAUGAACUUGUGAAGAUCCUAGAAUCCACCAAGAGGGACAAGAAACAAGUUGUUUUUCCAAUAUUUUACUUUGUGGAUCCCUCAGAUGUACGGCAUCAGAGAAAUAGUUACGGUAAGCACAUGAUGGCUCACCAAAAUGAGUUUGGCAAAGACUCUCAGAAAGUCAAGGAUUGGAGGUCAGCUUUGGCUACAGCCUGUAACUUACCAGGAGAGGCUAUAUACACCGCAGGCAGAGGGUAUGAAAUCAAUUUUAUUGAAAAGAUUGUUAUGAGGGUGUAUAAAAAUAUAACUCCUAAGCCUUUACAUACUGGUCUAAAUCUCGUGGGACUUAGGCCCCGCGUUGAAGAGGUAAAGUCACGUCUAGACAUGAAGUCUGAUGAUCGAACGGUACGUAUGCUGGGCAUAUGGGGACUUGGUGGAGUCGGAAAAACAGAACUUGCCAAAUCUUUGUAUAACAAGAUUGUGCAUCACUUUGAUGCUGCAAGUUUUCUUGCCCAUGUUAGAGCGAAAUCAAGCCAAAUUAAUGGCUUGAAAGAUCUACAAAAGACACUUCUAUUAGAUAUGUUAAAGGAGUUAGACAAUGAAUUGGACAAUACAACUUGCUUCUUCAAAGGGGAGAAAAUAGAAUAUGUUGAACAAGUUCUUGGGGAAUUUGGUACGACAUCCAACAUUAAUACACUGGUUAAUAGAUCUCUCCUAACUACUGAAGAUGGUUACUUGAAGAUGCAUCCUCUAAUACAAGAUAUGGGAAGAGAGAUUGUUCGGCAAGAGGCACCAAAUUAUCCCGGUGAACGUAGCAGACUAUGGAUUUAUGACGAUGUUAUUGAAAUACUCACUGAAAAUUCUGGAAGUUAUAAGAUUCAAGGGAUAAUGCUUGAUCCCCCUCAACGAGAAAAAGUAUGUUGGAGUGGUACCGCCUUUAAGAAAAUGAAAUGGCUUAGAAUUCUCAUUGUUCGGAACACAUCUUUUUCACCUGAGCCUCAAUAUUUGCCAAAUCAUUUGAGGGUGCUUGACUGGGAAGAGUACCCUUCAAAGUCUUUCCCAUCAAGUUUUCAUCCGAAGAAAAUCAUUGUCUUCAAUUGGCCAAGAAGUCAUCUAAUCUUGGAAGAGCCAUUCAAGGUACAAUGUAUUCGUUAA